This is a messenger RNA of Rodentolepis nana, 201 nucleotides long. The record is from the annotation of a GenBank genome assembly. NCBI's taxonomy places the organism in Eukaryota, Metazoa, Platyhelminthes, Cestoda, Cyclophyllidea, Hymenolepididae.
AUGGAUGGAUUUGUGGGAAGUGGUGCAAUACAUGCUAUGAGUAGUGCUCACUUGAGCUUUUUGAACGUAAAAUUAAAUAAGGAGCAUAAUGAAGUAUUUCUGCUUGCAAAUGCAUUAAGGAGGUUGGGUGCUGGAGUUGAACGAACUUUUCUCAUGUUUUCCUUACAUUUGGCAAGUGUAUCUGGAAUUUUGGUUCUAUAA